GGUACUGGGAGAGCCUCCGUCAAGGUCUAAAAGCUGGGGAGUUCUGACUUCCUGCGUCUCUCAGGGGUGAAUCCCUUGAGCAGACCCAGAGCCUUCAACACCAUCAGCAACCCCUGAGGCCAGAGUGGGCCUCAUGCAGCGCCCCCGGAGGGAAGACCUCUAACCCGGCGAGGCUCACCGAUUCCCCCUCCAGCGCAGCAUGUGUGCACCAUCUUGGCCACUUCACCAAAGGAAUGGUGCCUCAUAAUUGCUGUGAAUGCACCAAUUUAUCAUUGACAAAUAUUUAGUUCCUUUGGUUGAUGAGACAAGUUGGAAAUGGAUCAGAACUCCAGGUCUCCCCACCUCCUGGCUACCAGUUGGAUUGAUUUCCAGGAGCCCAGGUGUUGCCUCUAAGCCAUCCCAAGAGCGCCCUCCACGUUUCAGGGAAUCUCCAAAUGUUAACAGCGACGUGAUGGUCACUGACCACAACGGCGCCAUCAAGCUGUCACAGCUGUGUAAGUUCUGCGACGUGCGAUCGUCCACCUGUGACAACCAGAAGUCCUGCUGGAGCAACUGCAGCAUCACGGCUAUCUGCGAGAAGCCGGAGGAGGUCUGCGUGGCUGUCUGGAGGAAGAAUGAUGAGAACAUCACGCUGGAGACAGUCUGCCACGACCCCAAGAUUGCCUACCAUGGAUUUGUCCUGGACGAUGCUGCUUCUUCAAAGUGUAUCAUGAAGGAAAGAAAGGGGUCUGGAGAGACUUUCUUCAUGUGCUCCUGCAGCUCCGAAGAGUGCAAUGACCACAUCAUCUUCUCCGAAGAGUACACCAGCAGUAACCCCGACUUGCUGCUGGUCAUCUUCCAAGUGACAGGCGUCAGCCUCCUGCCGCCGCUGGGCAUCGCCAUCGCCGUCAUCGUCACUUUCUACUGCUACCGCAUCCACCGGCAGCAGAAGCUGAGCCCGGCCUGGGACUCGGGCAAGCCGCGCAAGCUGAUGGAGUUCAGCGAGCACCUGGCCAUCAUCCUGGAGGACGACCGCUCCGACAUCAGCUCCACCUGCGCCAACAACAUCAACCACAACACGGAGCUGCUGCCCAUCGAGCUGGACACCCUGGUGGGCAAGGGGCGCUUCGCCGAGGUCUACAAGGCCAAGCUGAAGCAGAACACGUCUGAGCAGUUCGAGACCGUGGCCGUCAAGAUCUUCCCCUACGAGGAGUAUGCCUCCUGGAAGACGGAGAAGGACAUCUUCUCGGACAUCAACCUCAAGCACGAGAACAUCCUGCAGUUCCUGACGGCGGAGGAGCGCAAGACGGAGCUGGGCAAGCAGUACUGGCUCAUCACUGCCUUCCACGCCAAGGGCAACCUGCAGGAGUACCUGACGCGCCAUGUCAUCAGCUGGGAGGACCUGCGCCGGCUGGGCGGCUCGCUGGCCCGCGGCAUCGCGCACCUGCAUAGCGACCACACCCUGUGCGGCCGGCCCAAGAUGCCCAUCGUGCACAGGGACCUCAAGAGCUCCAACAUCCUGGUCAAGGGCGACCUCACCUGCUGCCUCUGUGACUUCGGGCUCUCACUGCGGCUGGACCCCACCCUGUCGGUGGAUGACCUGGCCAACAGUGGGCAGGUGGGAACGGCGAGAUACAUGGCUCCAGAGGUCCUCGAGUCCAGGAUGAAUCUGGAGAACGUGGAGUCCUUCAAGCAGACGGAUGUCUACUCCAUGGCCCUGGUGCUCUGGGAGAUGACGUCUCGCUGCAACGCAGUGGGAGUGAAAUUUGUUGAACCAAGUUUCAGUCACUGAGAAUCAUUUUCUGCUUGAAGCUUUGACAGUUCCAAAAUGAAUCCUUAGACCAGACCAGCGUGAACUGUGAAAGAGGGGACAAUGCCGCUGUCACUGUCAGAACAAAUUCACCUAGGUUUUGGUAUCUCUCUUAUCCUUUCAAAACGGCUCAUCGUCUAUAAACAUGCAGGAGCCCGUCUCUGCCGUCCCCCCUGUUGGUGUCACCGGCUUCUUAAGGCCUGAUUUGAGCUCCCUGCUUCCACAGUCGUCAGUGACUGAAGCCCUUUCCUGUUGAUAUUUGCUGAGUGUGGAAGAAUUCUGGCUAGUGGGGAAGAACCGAGUUCACCAGCUUUUACAAGAUCUAAAAACGGAUACAGUAUAAACAAGUUUUCCCAAGGAAGGAACAGGGUCCUAUUUGUUCAGUAAUCCUCAUAACCUUUAGGAUAAGAACAGACGGCUUUGGGGAACCGGAAAAGAGGCCAUCCCUGUUCUCAUUUUGUUUGAUCUUAAGCCCACAGUACGGUUUCUCCCAUCAGGCUGCAAAAUCAAAGUGAUUUGUCUAUCCUCACUUUGGCCCAGCAGACAGCCCUUCUCUUGACUAAGUGUGUGAACUCACGUGUUAAUAACCCCUCUCUUUUGCCUACUUUUAAAAGUGUUAUUAUAUUUGGGUUUUUUGUUUUGUUUUGUUUUGUUUUUUGCAUGUAUGUGUGCGUCAAAAACUGUAAAGGCAGAUUUUCAGCCUAAUCUUAAUUUCAGAGACUCUUAUAUUUAAAGAUCUUCUUAGAAGAUACGUUAAAGUUAGGACCUUCUAAGGGGAGUUAGGAUGUGCUGCCUCUUCCCUGUUGUACAAACACAGAUUUCCGUAGAGAAGCUUGCUGUCCACUGAUGAAACAGGCUUUUCCCCCCUUUCCUUUUUAAAUAUUUGCAUUUUCAGACACAUUUCUUUCUUUACACAUAAAAUAGGUAAUACCACUCUAGUGGAUAUUAGGCUUUAAUUUAUACAGAGGGCAGAAUAUAAAAGGCCUUCCUGAAGCUUAAACUUCUUUGUAUAACUUGAAAUACAACAUAAGAAAUUACUAUCUUUUUCAUGGACAGUCUCAUUUCAGAAAAGGAAAUGUGGAAAAUGCUUACCUCAGUGUGGUGAGUUAUAGACUGGUAUUUUACUUCACAAAAUAGAUCCACUGAUAUUCCCUCUCAGUUAUUCUGAGGAGCUGGACAUCUGACUGAAUGAAGCAGGAGUCUAGGCAUCAAGGAACUCUCUUGCAGGGGGAGAAUGUGAAAUCCCAGCUUUCUUGCCUGGAGAACAGGACCCCAUUCUAUUCUCAGGGCUGAGCCCAAACUUUUGGCCUGGAGGCCCAGGCGCUGCCUGCUUUUUUCUGCAUUUAUCACAGGACUCAGUACGAGACUUUGUCUUGCGCUGUUUACGAGGCCUGGAACACUGAAGGAGACUUUUUUGCAGGCAAGGCAGGGAGCACCAGACUGAGUGCCCAGGUUGGCUAAAGACAAUGUGACAGCAGGGUCAGGCAAGGAGGGUUAGAUCAGCUCUUGAGGGAACAGUGAGCCUCGGAAGUGUCUUCUCUGCGCAAGCAGCAGAGAGGGAACAUGAGCAAGAGAAAGCAUGACACUAGAGAAGCCACAUUCUUCUCAGGUGAGAACAUGCAGACAUAGUAAGAGCACCCUUUGGAAGCAAGCUGGUCCAGCUCCCUUACCACAAGACAUGGAUUGUCGUAAGUGAAGAAGGUGGUCAAAAAUGAAAGGCUUUCUGGUGGAAGUAGGUUUGGUCCAGAUGAAGAAGGCCACAAGAAAUGAUAGCUACCAUUACAUAAGCAAUAGCAUUAUGGAACAAUUCAUCCCACUUACCAAGGGUUCUUUGAAGGGUGUGCUGUUACUAGCCCCAUUUUACAGGUGGGUAAACUGAGGCUUCAGGAAGUAUGAUAGUGGAGACAGAAAUCAACGCCCUGUGGUCUGACUCUGGCCCACAGGCCCUAAAUGUCCUACUACAGGACUGAUAGCUUAUUUAGUCGGUGGCAGCUAGGAUUACCAUUAUUACUGUGGAAGGGGUAGUCAGUCCUACUCUGUAUAACGGCCUUUGACUUGAAGCCCUGCUGAAAGCGCCUGGCGGGACCAUGCAGCGGUGGCCUCCCCGCAGCAUGUUCCCGGCGGUGGACUUUGUGAGUCUGUUAAUGGAAUCCCAAAGCUGUUAAAUGCUGCAGCAUGUGUACCUCACACGCCUCGGUGCCUCAAAGUCUGAGAUAACUUCUUUACCCUUUCUCUCUGAAGAUGUAUCAAUUCAUUAUUUCUUUCACCCAACCUGUAUUUUUUGAGUACCUUCUGUGUGGCAGGCAUUAUUCAAAAUGGUAAGGGUGCAGAGACUCUCAGGAGAUGGAAAAGUAGAAGGUACUGAGCUUCCCUGCUUCUCACAGAAACACCAAAAUCACAACUAACUGCUGAAAGCCAUCAACAACAAAGAAAUGGUGGAACCUACCAAAAGAUACCAUAGGUCCAAAGACAAAGAAGAGCCCAUAACAAGAAAGUAAGAGGGGUGCAGUUGCGAUAAAAUCAAGUCCAAUACCUGCUGGGUGGGAAACCCACAGAUUGGAAAGCAAUUAUAUUGUGGAGGUUCUGCCACAGGAAUGAACGUUCUGAGCCUUACAUCAGGCUCCCCAGCCUGGCGGUCUGUCAAUGGGAGGAGGAGCCCCCAGAACAUCUGACUUUGAAGGUCAGCAGGGUUUGUUUGCAGAACUGGGGAAAACAGAAGCCCCACUCUUAGAGGGCACACACACAGUCUUGUGCACAGCAAGACGCAGGGGGAAAAGCAGUGACCUCAUAAGAGCCUGCUGGUAUUAGACGGUCUCUUGCAAGGCUGAGGCACAGCUGUGACUUACUGUGGGGACAAAGACCCUGGUGGCAGUGGUUCUGGGGAGUUCUUAUUGCUGUGAGCCCUCCUAAAGGCCGUCAUUUUUUCACCAUGACCUGGCCCCACACAGCAGCCUACAGGCUCCAAUUCUGGGAUGCCGCAGGCUAACCAACCAGAAGAGUUGACUCAUUGGAAAAGACUCUGAUGCUGGGAGGGAUUGGGGGCAGGAGGAGAAGGGGACGACAGAGGACGAGAUGGCUGGAUGGCGUCACUGACUCGAUGGACGUGGGUCUGAGUGAACUCCGGGAGUUGGUGAUGAACAGGGAGGCCUGGCGUGCUGCGGUUCAUGGGGUCGCAAAGAGUUGGACACGAACGAGCGACUGAACUGAACUGAACCAACCAGAAUGGUGGGAACACAGCCUCACCCAUUAGCAGACAAGCUGCUUAAAAACUUCCUGAGCAUGUGACUGCCCAAUAAACACACCUGUUGACACAGCUCUGCCCACCUGAGGGACAAGAACCAGUUUCAUGCACGGGUGGGAAGAAACCAAUCCCGCCCACCAGGAUGCCAGCACAAGCAUCUUAUACCAGCCUCAUCCACCAGGGGGCAGACAACAGAAGCAAGAAGACCUACAACCCUGCAGCCAGUGGAACACAAACUGCAAUCAUAGAAAGGUAGACAAAAAUGAAAUGGCAGAAUAUGUCUGAGAUGAAGAAACAAGAUAAAACCCCAGGUGACCAGCUAAAUGAAGUGGAGAUAGGCAAUCUACCCAAAAAAGAAUUCAGAGUAAUAACAGUAAAGAUUAUCCAAGAUCUCAAAAAAACAAUGCAGGCAUAGAUAGAAAAGAUGCAAGAAAUGCUUAAAACAGAGCUAGAAGAUCUAAAGAACGAACACGCAUAGAUGAACAAUAAAAUACUGAAAUGAAAAAUACACUCAAAUGAAUAGAAUAAAUGAGGCAGAAGAAUGGAUAAGUGAGUUGGAAUACAGAAUUGUGGAAAUCACUAUUAUAGAACAGAAUAUAAAGAGAAUGAAAAGAAAUGAAGAGUCUGAGAGGCCUCAGGAGCAACAUUAAAUGCACCAACAUUUUCAUCAUAGGGUCCCACAAGAAGAGAGAGAAAGGACUUGAGAAAAUAUUUGAAGAGAUACCAGCUGAAAAAUUCCCUGACAUGGGAAUGGAAACAGUCACCCACGUCCAGAGAGCUCAGAGACUCCCAGGUAGGAUAAACACAAGGAGGAACACUCAAGACUCACAAUCAUCCAAUCGACAAAAAUUAAAGACCAAGAAAAUUUUAACAGCAACAAGGAAAAAUCGACAAAUAGCAUACAAAGGAACUCCCAUAAGGUUAUAAAGCUGAUUUUUCAGCAGAAACUCUUAGGAAGUGGUAUAAUAUAUUUAAAGUUAUGAAAGGGAAGAGUCUAUGACCAAGAAUCUACAAGCAGGAGUCUACAAGCAAGGUUCUCUUUCAGAUACAAUUAAGAAAUCAAAAGUUUUACAGACAAGCAAAAGCUGGAGAAUUCUGCACCACCCAACCAGCCUUGCAACAAAUGCUAAAGGAACUUCUCUAGGCAAAAAGAAAAAAAGAGCCACAACUAGAAACAAGCAAAUUACAAAUGGCAAAGCUCACCAUUAAAGGCAAGCAGACAGUAAUGGUAGGAAAUCAUUCAUACUCAAAUAUGAUGUCAAAACCAGUGAUUGUGAGACUAGGAGAGCACAAAUGCAGGAUAGUGGAAGUGUAUUUGAAAUGAAAAGGCAAGCAACUGAAAACAAUCUUGUUUAUGUAUAGACUGCUGUAUCCAAACCUCAUGGUAAUCACAAACGGAAAAUCUACAGUAGGUGCACACGGAAAAAAGCAGCCAAAACACAACACUAAAGUUACCAAAUCACAAGAGGAGAGAAGAAAAGAGAAACGAAAGAAGAAACCUAUGAGAAACAAUUCCAGAACAAUUAAUAAAAUAGCGAAAAAAGAGCAUAUACAUUGAUAAUUAUCUGAAAUGUAACUGGAUUUGAUAAUUAUCUGAAAUGUAACUGGAUUAAAUACUCCAACCAAGAAACAUAGACUGGCUAAAUGCUUACAAAAACAAGACCUAUACAUGUGCUGUCUACAAGAGACACACUUCAGACCUAGGGACACAUACAGACUGAAAGUGAGGGGAUGGAAAAAGGUAUUCCAUGCAAGUGCAAAUCAAAAGAAAGCUGGAGUAGCAAUACAUAUAUCAGACAAAAUAUUCUUUAAAGACUGUUACAAGAUACAAAGACAGAUACUACAUAGUCAUCAAGGGAUCAAUCCAAGAAAAAGAUAUAACAGUUGUAAUAUAUUUAUAUAUAUGUAAAUAUAUAUGCACCCAACAUAGGAGCACUUCACUAUAUAAGGCAAAUACUAAUAGCCAUUAAAGGAGAAAUCGACAAUGAUACUCUUUGAUCAACGGAUGGAUCAUUCAGAAAGAAAAUAAGGAAACACAGGCCUUAAAUGACACAUUAGACCAGAGGGACUUAAUUGAUAUCUAUAGAGCAUUCCAUUAAAACUGCAAAGAACAAAAACAUGUGGAGGCUAAACAGUAUGCUACUAAACGGUCAAUGGAUCACUGAAAAAGUCAAAGAGGAAGUCAGAAAAUACCUAGAGACAAACGAAAACAAAAGCAUGACGAUGCAAAACAGAUGCAGCAAAACCAGUGCUAAAUGGAAAGUUUAUAUCAAUACGGUCUUAUCUCAGGAAACAGGGUAAAUCCCAAAUAAACAACCUAAGGUUAUACCUAAAGCAACUAGAAACAGAGCAACAAAUAAAACCCACAGUGCAAGCAAAGAGAUUGUAAAGAUCAUAGCAGUAAAAAAUGAAACAGAGACAAAGAAAACAAUAGAUAAGAUCAGUGAAACUAGACAGCUAGUUCUUUGAAAAGAUAAACAAAAUUGACAAACCUUUAGCCAGACUCAUCAAGAAAAACUAGGGGGCUCAAAUCAAUAAAAUUAGAAAUGAAAAAGGAAAAGCUACAGUGGACAUCACAGAAUACAAAGGAUAAUAAGAGACUACUACAAGCAACUAUAUGCCAAUAAAAUGGACAACUUAGAAUAAGUGGACAAAUUCUUUAAAAGGUACAAUCUCUCAAGACUGACCCAGGAAGAAAUAGAAAAUAUGAACAGACCAGUCACAAGUAUGGAACUGAAACCAUGAUUUUAAAAUUCCCAACA
Molecule: messenger RNA, 7792 nt
Organism: Bubalus bubalis (water buffalo)
Lineage: Eukaryota; Metazoa; Chordata; Mammalia; Artiodactyla; Bovidae
Gene: TGFBR2
Product: transforming growth factor beta receptor 2
Exons: 8
Coding region: 257-1771 (504 amino acids)
Biological process (GO): heart development; transforming growth factor beta receptor signaling pathway; protein phosphorylation
Cellular component (GO): plasma membrane; signaling receptor complex
Molecular function (GO): metal ion binding; transforming growth factor beta receptor activity, type II; transforming growth factor beta binding
Source: RefSeq, a predicted model, not a curated record